UAUUAACAACAUGGCUGCAGAAGUCGUCAGCAAAAUGAGCACCGCCAUGAAAGAGGCUAUCCGGCGGGUUGCCUCAGUUAAGAAGGGGAAGGGAAAGGAUGAAGCAGUGGCGAGUAAGAAAGCCUCUUUUGGAGAAGAGGUCCAGAUUAAGGCCGGCAGAGCUAACAAAACCGGGGCCUGGGAGACACCGAGUAGCCUGUCCGGUCGAACAGAUCUGAACAGUCUGCCUGAGGAAGGGGUUCAAUCGAGGGUGAUGACUGAUUCAAUGCUGGUUGAUGGCGAUUGCACAUCCAGUGACGCUGAAACUGGAUCACUGGAUCCAGUGAAGCAGUGAAACUGCUUCAAGCAGCGAUGUGGUUAAACGCUCUGGAUUUGCUGUGUUUAAAAAUAUCAAAAAGAAGGUGAACAGGUUCUUUAAAAUGUCCAACAAAACCUCACCAGGUAUGGACACCAAACAAACCCUGUCACCUUCAUCGACCAAAAUUCUUGCACACAAAUCAGACUCUUUGCUGUGCAUUAAAAAUUAUUCCCGACUAGAUGAAUCCUCCACAAAUAACAUAAACAGUGGGAUGCUCCAUUUUUAUUCUGAUGUCUCCUGCACACCUCCUGAAAUCUGGAAAUCUGUACGAUCCAAUCAGGGAAUGCAUGGUGCCAAUAAAGAGAGCUCAGCCCAGAGCUCUUUGUUCUCUGAAAGCACCUCAACGACAAUAAAGGAGGCAGAUUUGCUCGAGGACCCUGUUGUAGACGUGCAAUCGGAUGUUCUUGUUGAGUCAACUGCUUCCAGCAUUGUGGAAGAGACUCAGGCAAAACCUGGUAAGACGCCUACAACACGUAAGUUGUGUUCUGCAGCCAGAAGAUUCUACAGAGGUGUGCAGAAAAGGGUAUGUGGAUUUGUUUCGGGGCUCCGAAGAUCCGAUUCACCAAGGAAAGAGACAUCUAAACCAUCGCACGGUCAUUGUAGCCAGUCAGAUUCUAUUCUUGACACAGCAUGGGUAAGAAACGUUGAGCAGGAGGAUUCUCUUCCAGCACUUUCACCACUGCUCAUGAUAUUUGUGGAGAAAGCAAUCAGGCGGCUACUCAUUGACGUUCUUGGUCCCCACCCACUUGGCCAAUCAGAUUUACUGACCGUCGCUGAAUUUGGCUCAAGCUCUGCUGUACCAGCGCACACAAGAAAGUCCACUGGCAUUCACGAUAAGUUUACAUAUGCAGUGGGCGGUUUAACUCAGAUGCUUGGAAGAUUAGUGAUGGAGUCUUUUAAGACAAGCUCUGGGAAAGUGAACCUUCCUGUGGCAUCACGGGUAAAGCCUGUAAUAAAGCAAGUGAACCAAACUGUUAUUUCACACGUCCGUACUACGAGCACCAAGUCUGGCAAAUCACCAACACCAGCUUGCAGUGCUCUGGUCAGUGAGCCAAUGGGUGAAAUCGAUUGUGGUUUGGAGAAUCGGUCACAUUUCAGCCCCAUCCAGGUAAGUGACAACUGUUCCCCAGAUGAGGUUCCUGCAACUAAGGAGAAGAGAGGAUCUGGGCUUCCUGUUACCAAUGCAAGUGAAGCCCAUAUGUUCAUCUUAAUCCUAAAGAAAUCAAACAAAGUGCAUCCUGUCGGCCUGGAGUCUGUCAGCCAUCAGAGGUCCUCAGUUGGAGAUCUGCAGGAGGCUUCAUGUGGAACACCAGAGGUAUCGGCAUCAUCCGCCAAGAAGCUUCGCGGACGUCUGCGCGGGAUGUUCUCCGCCUUUUCCAAGAACUUCCCCAACCCCUUUAAACACUGUCCAACCCCCGCAGAGUGAAACUUACUCCAUCAAUAAAAUCUUCUGCAGCAUAA
Trichomycterus rosablanca is the source of this 1819-nucleotide messenger RNA. RefSeq lists its product as uncharacterized. NCBI's taxonomy places the organism in Eukaryota, Metazoa, Chordata, Actinopteri, Siluriformes, Trichomycteridae. The transcript has 3 exons. Bases 420 to 1784 code for a protein of 454 amino acids. The record is from RefSeq and is a predicted model, not a curated record.